This is a messenger RNA of Phyllostomus discolor (pale spear-nosed bat), 5042 nucleotides long. RefSeq names its product RB transcriptional corepressor like 2 (gene RBL2). Gene Ontology annotation, cellular component: chromatin; nucleus; transcription regulator complex. NCBI's taxonomy places the organism in Eukaryota, Metazoa, Chordata, Mammalia, Chiroptera, Phyllostomidae. Gene Ontology annotation, biological process: regulation of transcription by RNA polymerase II; negative regulation of G1/S transition of mitotic cell cycle; cell differentiation. The coding region runs from base 180 to 3593 and encodes 1137 amino acids. The transcript is spliced from 22 exons. Gene Ontology annotation, molecular function: RNA polymerase II transcription regulatory region sequence-specific DNA binding. The record is from RefSeq and is a predicted model, not a curated record.
GACCGGACUACAUUUCCCGGCAGGCCGUGCUCCGAAGUACGGGUGCCUACGUGAGGUCACGCGCCGUCAGCGCGGCGCAGUUGUCUUAUAAGCGGCCGACGGGCGGGCGCUUCGCAGUUUGAAUGGCUAGGUGCUUAGCUGUUCUGUUCACCUGAGGAUCGUUCGUCCGAGAGUGCGAUAUGGCAUCCGCAGGCGACGAGUCGCCGCCACCCCCACCACACCCCCCGGCUGUAGCCAGCUCCGAGGAGGAGGAAGAAGAGGGAGAGGCGGGGGUCGCCGCGCCGCGGGCCCUGUCGCCCACCCCUCAGACCCUGCAGCGGUUCGAAGAGCUGUGCUGCCGUCUCAACAUGGACGAGACAGCUCGGGCGGAGGCCUGGGACAGCUACCGGAGCAUGAGCGAGAGCUACACGCUGGAGGGAAAUGAUCUUCAUUGGUUAGCGUGUGCCUUGUAUGUGGCUUGCAGAAAAUCCGUGCCAACUGUAAGCAAAGGGACAGUUGAAGGAAACUAUGUAUCUUUAACUCGACUCCUGCGCUGUUCAGAGCAGAGCUUAAUUGAAUUUUUUAACAAGAUGAAGAAAUGGGAAGAGAUGGCAAACCUACCCCAACAUUUCAGAGAACGUACUGAGAGAUUGGAAAGAAACUUCACUGUUUCUGCUGUAGUUUUUAAGAAGUAUGAACCCAUUUUCCAGGAGAUUUUUAAAUAUCCUCAAGAGGAGCAGCCCCGUCAGCCACGAGGAAGGAAACAGCGGCGACAGCCCUGUAACGUGUCUGAAGUUUUCCAUUUUUGCUGGGUGCUUUUCAUAUAUGCAAAAGGAAAUUUCCCCAUGAUCAGCGAUGAUUUGGUCAAUUCCUACCACCUUCUGCUGUGUGCCUUGGACCUGGUGUACGGAAAUGCCGUUCAGUGCUCCAACCGCAAAGAACUUCUGAACCCCAAUUUUAAAGGCCUGUCGGAAGACUUCCACGCUAAGGACUUUAAACCUUCCUCCGACCCGCCGUGUGUCAUUGAGAAGCUCUGCUCCUUACACGACGGCCUCGUUUUGGAAGCGAAAGGAAUCAAGGAGCAUUUCUGGAAACCCUAUAUAAGGAAGCUUUGCGAAAAAAAGCUGCUUAAAGGAAAAGAAGAAAACCUUACUGGGUUUUUAGAGCCUACGAACUUUGGAGAGAACUUCAAAGCCAUCAACAAGGCCUAUGAGGAGUAUGUCUUGUCCGUUGGGAACUUGGAUGAGAGGAUAUUUCUUGGGGAGGACGCUGAGGAGGAGAUCGGGACGCUCUGCCGGCGCCUGAGUGGAGCCGAGGCCGCCGAGAGGCCGCAGAUGAGGAGCGUCCUGCAGCAGCGCUACGACGAGGCCAAAGCACUUCGACUCUCCGCGCCACUCGCCGGCGGGCGGCACGCGAAGGACGGCAGCCCCUGCGCGGGCCCGGGCCCCACGGCCCCGCACAGCCUGGGCCGCCUGCACAGCCUGCUGGUGGGCCUGCGGGGCGUGCCCGGGGAGAAGCUGCAGCGGAUCCUGCGGACAUGUUCUAGAGAUCCAACCCAGGCUAUUGCAAACAGACUGAAAGAAAUGUCUGAAACGUAUUCUCAGCAUCCCCAGCCAGACGAGGAUUCCAGCAACGCUGCCAAAGAAGUUGCCAGCAGACAGUUUCGUAUCGCAGAGAUGCUUUACUAUAAAGUAUUAGAAACUGUUAUUGAGCAGGAACAAAAGAGACUGGGAGACAUGGAUUUAUCUAACAUUCUGGAACAAGAUGCAUUCCACAGAUCACUCAUGGCCUGCUGCCUAGAGGUCGUCACUUUUUCUUACAAGCCUCCUGGGAAUUUUCCGUAUAUUACUGAAGUAUUCGAUGUGCCGUUUUAUCACUUUUACAAGGUGAUCGAGGUGUUCAUCCGUGCGGAGGACGGGCUCUGCAGGGAGGUGGUGAAGCACCUCAACCAGAUCGAGGAGCAGAUCUUGGACCAUCUGGCCUGGAAGGCCGAGUCGCCGCUCUGGGACAGAAUCAGAGACAACGACAACAAAGUUCCUACGUGCGAAGAGGUCAUGCCGCCUCACAACCUGGAAAGAGACGAGCACGUCCGCGCCGCCAGCUCCCCUGCGAACCCGCGGAGAGGGGGCGGGGGUGACGGUCGGGCCGACGCGGGAGCGCUCGGGAGAAGCGUGGCGCCGGCAGGCGCGGGGUACGAGCGGUACAGCGGGCCCACGCUCAGCUCCACCAGGAGGCGGCUGUUUGUGGACAACGACGGCCCCUCCGACCGAGGGACGCCGGCGCGCGCCCCUCCGCAGCCCCUGGUCAGCACCGUCCCUGUGCAGAACGUGCCCGGGGAGCCUGUUCCCGUCACACCGGUUCCGGGACAGACUUUGGUCACCAUGGCAACAGCCACUGUCACGGCCAACAAUGGACAAACUGUGACCAUUCCUGUCCAAGGCAUCGCCAAUGAAAACGGAGGGAUAACGUUCUUCCCCGUCCAAGUCAACGUGGGGGGACAGGCCCAAGCCGUGACCGGCUCCAUCCAGCCCCUCAGUGCUCAGGCCCUGGCUGGGAGCCUGAGCUCUCAGCAGGUGACAGGGGCAGCCGUGCAAGUCGCAGGGCAGGUGACCAUUCAGCAGAUGCCCCCAGGCGGACCGCAGCAGAAACAGGGGCCGCCUCCGACCAGCAGCAGCGGGAGGCCCCGGAGGACCAGCUCGUUGUCACUCUUCCUGAGGAAGGUGUACCACUUAGCAGGGGUCCGCCUCCGGGAUCUCUGCAUUAAACUGGAUAUUUCAGACUCGCUGAGGCUGAAAAUCUGGACCUGCUUUGAAUUCUCCAUAGUGCAGUGUUCUGGACUCAUGAUGGACAGACAUCUGGACCAGUUGUUGAUGUGCGCCAUCUACGUGAUGGCCAAAGUCACCAAAGACGACAGGUCCUUCCAGAACAUCAUGCGCUGUUACAGGACGCAGCCUCAGGCCCGGAGCCAGGUCUACAGAAACGUUCUGAUCAGGGGGAAGAAGAGAAGGGACUCCGGCGGCAGCGACAGCCAGAGCCGUCAGGACUCUCCGACGGAACUGAAAGACAGCACCAGCGGAGACUCCAGCCCCGUCAUCGUGAGGUCCAGCAGCACCCUGCCCGUCCCGCAGCCCGGCAGCGCGCCGCCGACGCCGACCCGCCUCACGGGCGCCAACAGUGACGUGGAGGAGGAGGAGAGGGGGGACCUCAUCCAGUUCUACAACCACAUCUACGUAAAGGAUAUUAAGUCGUUUGCCGUGAAGUACUCACAGGCGAACAUAGCGGACGCGCCUCCGCUCUCGCCCUAUCCGUUCCUAAGAACAGGCUCCCCUCGCCGGAUCCAGCUGUCUCAGAACCAUCCUGUCUACAUUUCCCCACAUAAAAACGAAACAACGCUUUCUCCUCGAGAAAAGAUUUUCUACUACUUCAGCAAUAGUCCCGCAAAGAGACUGAGAGAGAUUAACAGCAUGAUACGGACGGGAGAAACUCCAACCAAAAAGAGAGGGAUUGUUUUAGAAGAUGGAAGUGAGUCGCCUGCCAAGAGAAUUUGCCCGGAAAAUCACUCCGCCUUAAUCCGCCGUCUCCAAGACGUAGCUAAUGACCGAGGUGCCCACUGAGGUUAGUCUGCUGCAUUGACCCUCUUUUCACAAACUGUUUAACAGCAUUUAAUGCAUGCUAGAUUGUGGGGCUCUUUUUCUUCAUCUUUCCAGUAUCCUUAUUUUUACUCAUCUCGUCUGCCUUUUUUCCUACCACUCAGUGCUUGCCAUCAGUGCUGCUUAGAGUCCAAACUGGGAUCUUUAACUCUUUGGCAGAGCUUUCACAGGUACCGUAGAGCACCCAGCAUGCUGGCGCAGUGUGCGAGGUCUCUGGGGGCCUUGCUCCGGCAGUGAAACGUUUCAGUUCAUUCCCACCUGUCGUGUGGUCUGCUCUGGCUCUCAUGAAAAGCAACACAGAGACUAGGUAUCUCGUUCCAAAACACCUGGUAGGAGUGUGAGAAGUUUGCAUUUCUGAAGCAUUAACAAGGGAGCCCAGACCCCUGGCCCCGCCCCCGUGUGCCCUCCCCUGUCGUGGCAGGUGUGGUGGUGCAGUGUGACUGUGCUUGGCUGUGUGGUGUGUGACGUGUGAGUGAACGUGUGUACGAAGUGGCACUUUAGGGCUGAAAAAGCAUGACUCCGUAACCCAGGUUUGCUGUGUAUUGUGAUGGCACUUUCUACAAUGUGAACUUUAUAUUAAGGACAAAACUUCUAGGCUACUCAGUAUCUUCUUUGAUGCUUUUGUACUUUUUUAAAACGACUGAGCACCAGUAGCCACCUUUGGGGCAUGUAUUUUAAAUUCUCCAAUUCCCGCCCCCCGCAUUAAUAGGGAUCAGCCGGCUAAGUGAAGAUUUUAAAUCAAGUUGAAUUAAGGGAAUUAAUAUUAAAAAUUAUAGCCUCUUAUAGGAGGUAGUUAUCCAAAAGACGUGUGUCUACUAAGGUGAUACAUUUUAAAAUACCUUUGGGUGUGUUCCUGGCUUUUCAAAGUUUAGGUUGGACAGUUUAGGUUUUCAUGAGUAUAUAGUACCACUCAUACAAAUUAGAAAAGGUUAUUUAACAGCUAUUGAAAGUAUCUAUAUAUACCUUUAUUAGUCAGUAUUGUUCCAGCAGUUUUUAAGUUGAAUGAAUAACCUUUUUAGGGAGAAAAUUCAAUUGUAAAUUGAAUCAGUAUAAACAGAGUUACUAGGUAACUUCAUAUUUGCUCCAAAAGAAAUAUGGAACUUACACUGUUCAGUUAGAAUAGUGUUCUGCAAAAAUAUUUAUAAAACCUCUCCAGAUAUUUACUGCUACUGUAAUUUUAUAUGAAAAUAAGUGUAUUUUUCAAUAAAGCAUUUAUAAAUUAAUCUUUGUUUAGUUAUACUGAGAAAAGGGUAUUUAGUUUCCUGCAUAAAUGACAAAGAACCAUCAUUUAUUGGUUUAUUUUGUCUCUACAAAACACAUUAGUCAUUCGUUGCUUAAAUAUUUGACUUCAUUAGAAACCGUUUUAACACUUUUCUCCCUCCUGCCACAAAAAUACAGUAAGUAAUUUGCUUU